UAUCCCGGUAGUAAAUUCAUUUCUGAAGCUUGUGUCUUGUUUGUACAUUGCUGAAAAAUCCUCUUCAUGUACCCAUAUACAGUAGCCAUAUGAAGAAUUAGCUACAAUUUAUUUUGAACAACCUUUUAUAUACGUACAUGCAUUGCAGAACAUAGAGCAGCUCGCUUGUGAACAGGACGGAAUUGUAUUGAUGUGGAAUAGGACCAGGUGUUAGAAUACAACAGGAUUCCAGUCCAGCACAAGGUUUCGGGAUGAGCUUCUUCAGUUUCGGACAAACUGCUGAAAUUGACGUAGUUCUAAAUGAUGCCGAGACGAGAAAAAAGGCCGAGCACAAAACAGAAGACGGGAAAAAGGACAAAUACUUUCUGUUUUACGAUGGGGAGACAGUCUCUGGGAAAGUCAACGUAACCCUGAAGAACCCAGGCAAAAGGCUCGAGCAUCAAGGAAUCAAAGUAGAGUUUAUCGGGCAAAUCGAAUUGUAUUAUGACAGAGGAAACCAUCAUGAGUUUGUCUCUCUGGUUAAGGAUUUAGCUCGGCCUGGAGAAAUGGCUCAAUCUCAGACCUUUGAUUUUGAGUUCACACAUGUGGAGAAACCGUACGAGUCCUACACAGGCCAGAAUGUAAAACUACGCUAUUUCCUGCGGGCGACCAUCAGCAGGAGACUGAAUGACGUCUGCAAAGAGAUGGACAUUGUAGUGCACACACUCAGCACAUAUCCAGAACUCAACACCUCCAUAAAGAUGGAGGUGGGAAUUGAGGACUGUCUACACAUUGAGUUUGAGUACAACAAGUCCAAGUAUCACCUGAAAGAUGUGAUUGUAGGGAAGAUCUAUUUCCUGUUGGUGCGAAUUAAGAUCAAACACAUGGAGAUUGAUAUUAUUAAACGGGAGACAACAGGGACAGGGCCAAAUGUGUACCACGAAAAUGACACCAUUGCAAAAUACGAGAUUAUGGAUGGAGCACCUGUGCGAGGUGAAUCCAUCCCUAUCCGUCUUUUUCUGGCUGGGUACGAGAUGACGCCCACCAUGAGGGAUGUUAAUAAGAAAUUCUCUGUUCGUUAUUACCUGAAUCUCGUACUCAUUGAUGAAGAAGAGAGACGUUACUUCAAACAACAGGAGAUUACGCUAUGGAGGAAGGGAGACAUUGUGAGAAAAAGCAUGUCCCAUCAAGCUGCCAUCGCCUCCCAGCGCUUCGAGGGCUCGGCGAGCGCAGAGAAAGCACUCUCUCAAGCUAAAGAGGACGACAACUAAACCCAACCAUAUCUUCUCAUCAUCUCAUGUGUGUAUGUGUCAGAGAGAGUGUGUGUAUGGAUUUAAAGAAGCCGUGUGCUCCCAAAAUAGAUGGUAACCUAAACAUGAUAUUUCACAUUCCUAAACACACCAGUUUAUGAUCAACAAGUUCCUAAGUAGCUUUUAAAAAGGGAUUAAUAUAUGAAAAGCAAAAACACCGAUUCCAAAAACCACAGUUCGAUAUUUACGAAUUCUUCUUGGCGGUUCCUCUGAGAUUGUUUACUUUUUGUCCGCCACCCAGGAAUUAAUUGACUGUAUAUUUAUUUGAAACAUUUCAGCAGUUCAUCUAGACAAAACAAACACAUUCCACUCUCUAUAUUCCAUUUACAGCCUUUUUUAAUGUUUUGUUAUUGUAGAUUUUUUUCUUUCGUAACAUGUACAUU
Sinocyclocheilus anshuiensis is the source of this 1672-nucleotide messenger RNA. It is a transcript of the gene vps26bl, whose product is annotated as vacuolar protein sorting 26 homolog B, like. The record is from RefSeq and is a predicted model, not a curated record. Gene Ontology annotation, biological process: intracellular protein transport. The transcript is spliced from 6 exons. Lineage: Eukaryota; Metazoa; Chordata; Actinopteri; Cypriniformes; Cyprinidae. Bases 252 to 1250 code for a protein of 332 amino acids.